Messenger RNA from Gracilinanus agilis (Agile Gracile Mouse Opossum), 999 nucleotides. It is a transcript of the gene NECAP1, whose product is annotated as NECAP endocytosis associated 1. Gene Ontology annotation, cellular component: clathrin vesicle coat; membrane. The record is from RefSeq and is a predicted model, not a curated record. The transcript has 8 exons. Bases 1 to 846 code for a protein of 281 amino acids. Gene Ontology annotation, biological process: endocytosis. NCBI's taxonomy places the organism in Eukaryota, Metazoa, Chordata, Mammalia, Didelphimorphia, Didelphidae.
AUGGCGGCUGAGUCGGAAUACGAGUCCAUUCUGUGCGUGAAGCCUGAGAUCAGCGUCUACCGCAUCCCGCCGCGUACCUCCAACCGCGGAUACAGGGCUUCUGACUGGAAACUAGAUCAGCCUGAUUGGACUGGCCGUCUCCGAAUCACUUCCAAAGGGAAGAUUGCCUACAUCAAACUUGAAGACAAAGUAUCAGGGGAGCUAUUUGCCCAAGCACCAGUGGAUCAAUAUCCAGGCAUUGCUGUGGAGACAGUGACAGAUUCUAGCCGAUACUUUGUGAUCCGGAUUCAGGAUGGCACUGGACGUAGUGCUUUCAUUGGUAUCGGCUUCACAGAUCGGGGUGAUGCCUUUGACUUCAACGUUUCUCUGCAAGAUCACUUCAAAUGGGUAAAGCAGGAAUCUGAGAUCACCAAAGAAUCUCAGGAGAUGGACAGUCGCCCCAAGUUGGAUCUAGGCUUUAAGGAAGGACAGACUAUCAAGUUGAGUAUUGGGAAUAUUACAACAAAAAAAGCAGGAACUUCUAAGCCUCGACCUGCAGGAGCUGGGGGCCUGAGCCUACUGCCACCUCCACCUGGUGGCAAAGUGACUAUUCCCCCACCCUCAUCCUCAGUACCCAUCUCUAAUCACGUCACCCCACCUCCCAUCCAGAAAUCCAACCAAGGUGGCAGUGAUGCAGAUAUCCUGUUAGACUUUGAUUCUCCUGUUCCUGUCUCAAAGACACCAGCACCUGCACCUGCAUCUGCUCCUGCUCCUGCAGUGACUGACCUAUGGGGAGACUUCAGUACUGCUUCAUCCAGCUCUGUUCCAAACCAGACACCACAGCCGUCCAACUGGGUCCAAUUCUGAGCAGCAGGGAUAAACUUGAAGACCAAGAGAAUUUUCAAGGGCACCAAUAUGAGGGGGGUGGGAAUUGGGAAACUCCACCUUCUCCAGAAUUGAAAUUCCUGGACAAUCUUUUUAAAAGCUUUCCUAUUGCAAUCAAGAGCUGGUAUAUGUACC